GCCCUGAGCUUUCACAUCAGGCUGGACAAUGAGAAUGGCAUUUUCCACUGACUGCUUUUGAGAAGCAGGGAUCAAGAAAUUUCCUCUCAGGAAGCUAUAUAAGUACGUGGAGAGCAACUGUAUUGCAGUUCGUGAGCUCCAGAGCCCCAGAGAAAAUUAGAGCACCUGUUCUGCAGAUUUGCACCCCUCAUUGUGCAGUUCUGGUUUCAAAAAAGGACUGCUUUGUCUUUAAAAAAAAAAUCUUCUAAAGAUAUUCUUAUGGGAAAAUCUCUGCAUUGCUGAAGCAUAAAAAAAAACCAGGACUGGUAGCAAGAGCACAGGUGGUAUACUCCUCGUGCUGAAGGAACAACACGGCAAAUGCUAACAGCUGAGAGAAACGCGUUUCCUAUCAGCAGCAAGUAAACUGAUGGACAGUCUGCACUGGAGCCAUGGGAUGUAAAACUUCUGUACCUGACAGUGCGGUAAAAAAAUCAGAGAGGGUCCUUAAAGCCGCUGUCCUCAUCCAGAGAUGGUACCGUGUGACAAUGGCCCGGAUAGAGAUGAGGCGCCGCUAUAGUCUGAAUAUCUUUCAGUCAAUUGAAUAUGCCGAUGAGCAAGCUCAACUACAGCUAUCCAGCUUUUUUGCAUUUAUGCUGGAUCACUUUUCUCGUCUUGAUGCAGAUUCUCGCUUUUUCGAGAGCCCUAGUGUUUCUCAGGUGACAGACUCAAGCUUAAGUUUAACAGAAUUGGAAAAGAGGAUUGAGGUUCCAGACUCCUAUUAUGGACCACGACUCAAGUUCCCCCUCACUCCUGCAGAUGCCAGUGCUCUUCUUGAUGCUUUCAAGAACGAAGAGCUGCUUCAUGCCCGCUACGUACUGCAGCUAUUACAUGAAACCAGGAGGGUUCUUAAGGAGAUGCCAAAUAUCACUCAUCUUUCAACUUCCUACUCCAAGGAGAUAACUGUCUGUGGAGAUCUGCAUGGAAAACUGGAUGAUCUUUUGCUGAUAUUCUAUAAGAAUGGUCUGCCUUCAGAAAAAAACCCUUAUGUCUUUAAUGGUGAUUUUGUUGACAGAGGAGACAAUUCUGUGGAAAUACUUAUAAUCCUGUUUGCAUUUCUUCUUAUCUACCCCAAUGAUUUACACUUGAAUAGAGGAAACCAUGAAGACUACGUCAUGAACGUGAGAUAUGGCUUCACAAGAGAAGUUUUGAGGAAGUAUAAGGUCCAUGGAAAAAUAAUUUUGUGUCUUCUGGAAGAUGUCUUUAGCUGGCUUCCCCUCGCCACUGUAGUUGAUAGCAAAGUUCUUAUCCUACAUGGAGGAAUUUCAGACACCACUGAUUUGGAUUUCCUGAAUUUGAUUGAGAGAAACAAGCUGAGAUCUUUGAUGCGGCCACCAAAGUCAGUUACAGACAUCAAGGAUCAAAUAAAGGAGAAAGUUCCCAGUACCACACCCAAUAAAUACAGUGCUCAUCAGAACAUUUCAGGGAAAAGGAGAGACAUAUCUUCAUCAAGGUCCAGCCCUAGAAGAGAGAGCACUUCCUAUGCAAUUGCUGAAGAGUACCAGAGACUUGUGAAGGAUGGCAUGAGCUCAGGCCUCCUCUCUGCGACAUCAGUUUCAGACCCAGACUGGUCUACAGAGCCCACCCAGAAGGAAUGGCAACAAACCCUUGAUAUUCUCUGGAGUGAUCCAAGAAGCCAAAGGGGCUGUGUACCAAACAAGGGUCGAGGAGGUGGCUGUUACUUUGGCCCUGACAUCACUGCCAAGUUGUUUGAAAGGUACAACCUGAAGAUGCUUAUCAGGUCUCAUGAAUGUAAGCAAGACGGUUAUGAGGUCGGUCAUGGUGGCAAGGUUAUCACUAUUUUUUCUGCCUCUAACUAUUAUGAAGCUGGGAGCAACCGGGGAGCAUACAUCAAACUGAAUCCUGAUCUGAGUCCUCGUUUUAUACAGUAUCAAGUCAGUAAAAACACUUGCAGACAGAAUCUGCAGGAGAGGGUUAGCACGGUCGAAUGGUCUGCCUUAAAAGCCUUACGAGAGAAGAUAUAUGCACACAAGACUGAACUCACAGAGGCUUUUAUAAACAAAGAUCGCACUGGCACAGGCAAACUUUCUGUCAGUGACUGGGCAGAAGUGAUGGAAUCUGUCCUAUGUUUGGAGCUGCCCUGGAGGACGCUGCGGCCUCAGUUAGCAUGGAGCAGCCCCGAUGGAUGCAUCGAAUACAUGACAUGUUUUCAUAAUUUGAAAAUAGGAAAACCAGUAGAGGAGCAGGUUCAGCCAGCUUUGGUGGAAACGGUGUGCAGAUUCAGAAAGGAUCUGGAGAUGAUCUUUAACUUCAUUGAUAAAGACCAUUCAGGCCUGAUUUCUCUUGACGAAUUCCACCAGACAUGGAGACUCUUCUGUGUUCACAUGGGAAUCCAAAUAGACAACGAAACCAUUGACAAGUUAGCCAACAGCAUAGACUACAACAAAGAUGGCAACAUUGACUUCAAUGAAUUUUUAGAGGCCUUUCAUGUGGUUCAUAGACUAGAUAAAAAGGCAGAUGAAUGAAGAAGCAGAACUUCUUGAGAGUUCCUGAUGGAAGCUCAACUCACCUUUCUGCCACUAGUCAUGGGUUGCUUCGGAAACCAGUUUCCAGACUGGCAAACACUGAAUGGGCUGCUUGAUUUGGUAAGCUUGAUAAAUACAUGGACUAGAACAAACAAAAGCAUCGUGCUCACUGUGUAAGCCUUUAUUUAGUCCCUUCUGUAUGAUAUAUACCUGCUAAUAAUGAGACAGACAAGAUGAAAAAACACUACUUACAGUAUUACAGCAUCACUGCCACAUCAGUGUGUUACCAUUUAUUCUCACCCUUGGUGGUGUCUCACCCAACAAUCCACCUUCUGAACACUGCCAACAUAGGACCUAUAACCUAGUGGGAGAGAAACCUUGGUAUGUUUUUCUCAGCAGCCCUUAUAAACAGUUGAGGAACUACUGAUUACCACGAGGAACAUAUCAGACUCUCUUUGAUUAAUAACAUGGAACUCUAACAGGAACAAAAGAGGCCUUCUGUGGACUAUCCAAUCCAGGAGGGGAAAAACAAGGAAGAAGAAACAGCUAGUUAAAAUAUGUAGUUCUGCAUUUAACUGUUCUCUUUGCAUGAUGCAGUGACAUUAAACAUUCCAGGUCA
Molecule: messenger RNA, 3141 nt
Organism: Dromaius novaehollandiae (emu)
Lineage: Eukaryota; Metazoa; Chordata; Aves; Casuariiformes; Dromaiidae
Gene: PPEF1
Product: protein phosphatase with EF-hand domain 1
Exons: 17
Coding region: 429-2522 (697 amino acids)
Biological process (GO): detection of stimulus involved in sensory perception
Molecular function (GO): calcium ion binding; iron ion binding; manganese ion binding
Source: RefSeq, a predicted model, not a curated record